AUGGCUGCACAGUCGGACGGGACAGGAGGGUCAGUUCCUCCACUGCUGCCGCUGCCGCCGCUGCUGGAUUUGGGUCAACGCCCAUGUGAUGGGGACAGGAAUGGGGACGGGUCGGCGGGAGGUCCCGGGGCGGCGGGGCCGAGCUGUUGCCACAGCUCGUGUGUACACUCGGUGAUCCGCCAGCGCCGGCGCUACUCACUGGCCGACUGUUGUUGGGUGCUCAGCUCUCUGCUGGUCUUCUUCUCGGACGGGGCGACGGACGUGUGGCUGGCGGCUGACUACUACCUCCGCGGCCACUUCUGGUGGUUCGGCCUCACCCUGGUCUUCGUCGUGGUGCCGUCGCUCGUCGUGCAGGUGCUGAGUUUCAGGUGGUUCGUCUACGACUACUCCUCGAGCCAGCCGCGGGGCGAGGCGGCGGCGGCGGCCGGGUCAGGAGCGCCUGCGGGCGGCGGCGGCAGCGACCAGGGACCGGCGGUCCAACACUUCAGCACCAUGGAGAGCGGCGCUCGGCCAGCCCGCACCUCGUCCUGCUGCCGCCUGUGUAUGUGGCUCUUCCAAUCCCUCGUCCACAUCCUGCAGCUUGGGCAGGUCUGGAGGUAUCUCAGAGCCAUGUACCUGGGGAUUCAGAGCCGCUGGCACAGGGAACAUGAGCGGAGACACUUCUACUGGAGGAUGAUGUUUGAGAGCGCUGAUAUCAACAUGCUACGCCUGUUGGAGACCUUCCUUAAAAGUGCCCCUCAGCUGGUGCUGCAGCUCAGCAUCAUGGUACAACGCAACCACAUUGGCAGCCUGCAAGGUCUAUCAGCAGCUGCCUCUCUCCUCUCCCUAGCCUGGAUGAUUGCCUCGUACCAGAAGAUCCUCCGAGACUCACGGGAUGAUAAGAUGCCCAUGACCUAUAUGGCUGCCAUCACGCAGAUCCUGUGGCACCUCUUCACCAUCGCUGCCCGAGUCAUCGCCUUCUCCCUGUUCGCCUCCGUUUUCCAGCUGUACUUUGGGAUCUUCAUCGUCAGUCACUGGUGCAUCAUGACCUUCUGGAUCAUUCACGGGGAGACGGACUUCUGCAUGUCCAAGUGGGAGGAGAUCAUCUACAACAUGGUGGUGGGCAUCAUUUACAUUUUCUGCUGGUUCAACGUCAAGGAGGGACGGACCCGGUGUCGGAUGUUCACCUAUUACUUCAUCACUUUUUUGGAAAACGCUGCCUUGACUGUGCUGUGGUACCUGUACAGAGAUUCCCCCAUCACAGACUUUGAAGCCUUAAUCAUCGUGUGUGUGGUGUUCAGUAGUUUUGCCCUGGGCAUUUUCUUCAUGUUUAUAUAUUACGGUGCUCUGCAUCCUAACGGGCCCAUGUUCGGUUCCCAAGGAGGGUGCAUCGACGGCGGGGAGCAAGAAGCUGUCACGCACAUACCUGCACAGGUGAUAACAAGCCCACCUCGAGCAAUGACUCAGUGCCGGACUACAAUGGGCGAACAGGUGCCGCCGGCUGAGCGGGACAGUUGCAUGCCUGUCUUUCAGGUAAGGCCCAACAUCCCUCCUCCAUCUGUGCCCCGAAUGUUACGGACAGAAGGGCCUGUGAUCAGGAUCGACCUGCCCAGGAAACGCUACCCAGCCUGGGACGCACACUUUAUAGACAGAAGGCUGCGCAAAACCAUCCUAGCCUUGGAGUAUACGUCACCCACCACGCCCUGCCUCCAGUACAGCAACAUUAGCUUCACGCACGAAGUACUGGAAUAUGAAACUACUGUGUAGUCACACUGUAUGCAAGCAGACGGAGGUGCAUGGAAUAAUCUUCCCCUUCUUCAGGGGGUCCAAGUCUUGGUAGAGUAAAGGCUGCACAAGCAGUGCCUCUCUCCCCACCAAACUACUGAGCUGGCUGUGGUCAAUACAGUGCGUGAAAAGCCCCCCCCCCCCUCUACAAACAUAUCUCUAACCAGAUGUAAUGUUGCCACCACAGUCGGACUCUGCCCGAGCAGUCAGGCCGGUUACUUUUCUGUUUGCCUUUUACAAUAAAUGAUUUUGUUUUUACUUUUGUUUUAAAGAAAAUAGGAACACGAUUUUGUGUCGCUCACUCUAUUGUGAAAAGUCACGAGCAGGUAAAAUGUACAGGUUCAAAGUGGGAAUUUACUUUUCCCAUUGUUCGAGGGGAAAAAAAAAACGUGGUUUGCAUGUGAUGUUUAAAGUACCAAGAUUGACUCCAGCUUAUUUUUCCUCCUUAACCGAUUAUUUUUUUAAAUGUCACAAAACCAUUUGCCAAAUAGUGAUCAAAUGUUACAAGAGUAAUAACAGUUUGAUAUGAUAUUCUGUAGAGGUUAAACGACACACGUUGUCUGAACUUUUAACACCUGUACCACACACAAGUCUAUUUUCUUGAUCUAAGGUAUGACGGAUCUGGCAUUGGAACUAUGUUCGACAGGCAGUUACUGGCAAGAUAGAGACUUGCGAUGUUCCGUACACACUGUCAUGGCAAAUCAGUGCAAC
This is a messenger RNA of Amblyraja radiata (thorny skate), 2475 nucleotides long. It is a transcript of the gene xkr7b, whose product is annotated as XK, Kell blood group complex subunit-related family, member 7b. The coding region runs from base 1 to 1746 and encodes 581 amino acids. Gene Ontology annotation, cellular component: plasma membrane. Gene Ontology annotation, biological process: phosphatidylserine exposure on apoptotic cell surface; engulfment of apoptotic cell; apoptotic process involved in development. The transcript has 3 exons. Lineage: Eukaryota; Metazoa; Chordata; Chondrichthyes; Rajiformes; Rajidae. The record is from RefSeq and is a predicted model, not a curated record.